Molecule: messenger RNA, 1623 nt
Organism: Poeciliopsis prolifica (blackstripe livebearer)
Lineage: Eukaryota; Metazoa; Chordata; Actinopteri; Cyprinodontiformes; Poeciliidae
Gene: pthlhb
Product: parathyroid hormone-like hormone b
Exons: 2
Coding region: 12-506 (164 amino acids)
Biological process (GO): adenylate cyclase-activating G protein-coupled receptor signaling pathway; regulation of chondrocyte differentiation; osteoblast development
Cellular component (GO): extracellular region
Molecular function (GO): peptide hormone receptor binding; hormone activity
Source: RefSeq, a predicted model, not a curated record
UUGGAUCCAGCAUGUUUGCUUUAGUGCUGCUUCACCAGUGGACUCUGGCCGUGUUUUUGCUCAGCUUCCCAGUGACUUUCGAAGGGAGAACAGCUGAUGUGCUCAUUAACAGAACGAGAAGGUCAGUGAGCCACGCCCAGCUGUUGCACGACAAGAGCCGCUCCAUCCAGGAGUACAGGCGCCGCACGUGGCUGCAGGAGCUGCUGGAGGAGGUGCACACGGCCGGGGAGCACGCUCCACCUGUGCAGAGCCGGACCCAGAGCCAAGUGUUCAGUGGGAGCAGCCUACAGCAGAAGCCCCAGGGGGCCAGCAAGGAUCUCCUAGAGAGGGUGAACCUGGACGGGGCGGUUCCCCACCUCACCCAGGAGACCAACAAAGCCGCGGCCUAUAAGGAGCACGACCUUAAAGUUGCCACCAAGAGGAAAAAAAAGGUCCGGUUAGGGCGACGCAGAGAGAACGAAAAGAAGAGGAGAAGAGCCCGCUCCGCCAUUGGGAAGGGGCCGUGAAGAGACAAAGGACCCCAUCUAUUUAAUGGUGCUGCACUAAGACACUGACACAGACUGACCCCUGACAGACUGUUUCUGGAGUCAGGGUUGUGCUUAUAUGAUAAACUGUUUGUACUUUGCAUACUUCCUGGAGUUUCAACAUGAAAUCUUAGGUUCAUAUUUAUUAGGAAGAUCGUCCCACCUCUGUAACUUGGUCGUCCCUGGGACGUCUUUUUUUGUAUACAUUAUAAUCUAUAACCAAACGUGUACACAGGCCGAGCAGACGAGGAAAUACUUAUUUUCCUUUCGCGUGAGAACCUAAAAGGAACAAAAAGUCUGACAAACUGCUCAGGUCAUACGGUCACGGUAAAAAGAAAGUACACCCUCUUCCAAUGUCGUAAAGUAACGCUCUGAGCUUAAUAGGCUGUUAAAAGUACUUCUCUCCAGCCUCAGGUGCAUAAAAACCCUCAACAGAUUUCAGCAUGUCAUUAAUCAUUAAACAAAGGUGAAGUCAAUAUGGCUGAAAGUCAUUACAGCCUGUGACUCAAUAAUUUGCUGAGCCACCAUUAGCUGGACGGAGUCACGCACAUCAGUGUGGAUCGCUUUUCUCCCUUCUGUGCAGCGUUGUUUCGUUGUUUCAAUGUGAUUCUAGAUUUGUUCAACGUCAGUCAUAUGGCUUCAGAACAGCCUCAUGAAAACAUUUAGACCAGCUCAUGCUUGACUCAAAGGUGAGUCCGGGUCCUCUGGUUGCCAAGCAAGCCCAGAUCAUCAGUCCUCCACCGCCGUGUCUGGAAGUGGGGCUGAUGCGUUGAGGCGAUGGUUUUGUCUCUCACCAGACCUGGUCAAGUCAAGUUUUAAGUCUCGAGGUUCACACAGAUGCGUCAUUGCAAACCUUGAGAGCGUUUUGUGACGUAAGAGCGCUCUUCCGGCAAACCUCAUUAACAAGCUCACACUUCUAUGUCCUUUUCUGCUUGUACUGUCAUAAACUUCUACAUUUGCAGGCGUGUAGUGUAUGAGAUGCAUCUUUAUGGAUUCUUUGCCAUUUAUUUGAGCAUUGCACAUUGGCGGGAGGUCCUCUCCUGGGAAGAUUGUCAACUGUCUUAAAUAUUGUUCACUGAGAAAUAAACAACUCAACGUA